AUGAGUAAAGUUACUGAUAAAGUUGGACCGGAAUUGAACAAAAAUGAGGAUUUUUUGAAAGAAUUAAAUGGGUGUGUUUGGAAUAUUGAUCAAGAAGAAAAUAAAUUUGAGGAAAAAUGGGAGGGAAUUAUGACCAAAUAUAAUCUUCAAACAGAUAAAUGUUUUAGUAGUAUAUUUAGUAUACGAGAUCAAUGGAUACCCGCAUAUUUUAGGGAUAUCCCAUUGGGGGGGAUUUUGAGAACUACAUCCCGAUCGGAAAGUGUUAAUAGUUUCUUCAACCAUUUUUCAAACCCUCACAUGACACUUGUUGAAUUUUAUAUGAGUUAUGAAAGUGCAAUGGAUGCACAGAGGUACAAACAAGAUAAGCUCAAUGCUGAAUCACUUCACACAAAUCCACAAUAUAAAACACCAUUGCCGAUUGAAAAACAUGCCGGUGAAGUCUAUACUAGAAAUUUUUUUUUUCUUUUUCAAUAUGAAGUUUAUAAGUCUUGUUUCAAAACUUAUAUUCAAAAUAUUGAAAAGAUUGAAAGUGUGGAAAGUAUAACUGUUUUGGACUCAACGGUAAGUAAGAUGUACAAGGUGAAAUUUAUUCUGGGAAGUUCAAUUGAUGAGUUGAAGGUAGAUUGUGAUUGCAAGUUAUUUAAACGGAUAGGAAUAUUAUGUUCCCAUGCGAUUUGUGUCAUGAGUGCAAGACAAAUAACACAAAUACCAAAGCAAUAUGUUUUAGAUCGUUGGACGAAGCUAGCAUUAAAGAAGCCUAUUUUUGAUUUGCAUGGGAAUCUGAUUGAAGAUAGCAAAAAGUAUUUAGCUCAAAGGAGUGAGAGUGAUUUACAAUCACUUUUACAAAACCUAAAAGAUAUUAGUAGAAAAUUGGAGGAAAGUGAUGAUGUGAGGGUGGACAUUACUAAAGAGCAACAAAUCGAAUUAUUAGUAGGCACAAGUUCAUCUUCGACAAUGGAAAUACAAAACCCAAUCCAAUCCAAAGAACAAAGGAAGAAGGCAAAAAUAAUUGGGGAAAAGGAACAAACUAUUGAGCAAAGCAAGAAGCCCAAAAGAAAGUGCAAAACUUGUGGUAAAUUUGAUUAUCAUGAUAGUCGAAAUUGCCCAUCAACAAAAGACACCCCACUUACAAAAGUUGAUGCUGAAGAACAGAUAGAUGAAGAGAUUAUUAAGAAGUUUGAAAGUUUUAAAUACACUAUUCUGUUGAAGAGAUAG
This is a messenger RNA of Amaranthus tricolor (Joseph's coat), 1215 nucleotides long. RefSeq names its product protein FAR1-RELATED SEQUENCE 5-like. The coding region runs from base 1 to 1215 and encodes 404 amino acids. Gene Ontology annotation, biological process: regulation of DNA-templated transcription. Gene Ontology annotation, molecular function: zinc ion binding. The transcript has 3 exons. The record is from RefSeq and is a predicted model, not a curated record. NCBI's taxonomy places the organism in Eukaryota, Viridiplantae, Streptophyta, Magnoliopsida, Caryophyllales, Amaranthaceae.